UGACCUAGCGCAAAAGCACCAGCGCCGGUGGCAGGCGCUCUACGACCUCUCCAUGAUAAAGAACGACAGACGGAAGGAACAAACGAGAUCCCCAAGCACGCGAAGCCAGUCCGGUCGGACCCCCUCGCCGCAUCCUAGUUUCCAGCUUUUUCCACGGCAAAGCGAGUAGGAAAGAAGCUUCGAGGAAACUUCCUCCUUCAUUAUCACCGUCUUUCCUGCCGGUCUUCCUGGAGAGCAGUUUCUUGGCCGGAAAGGGGAAGCCAGAUAUCGAAGAAGGAGCGGCGCGGGAAGAGGAAGAGAGAGAGAGAGCAGAGGGAGGAAAUAACGAAGAAGAAGUCCCCGUUGCUUCCGAUUCCCACCAUCUCUUAAGUUUUCUUCUCCAAUCCGCCAGUGGUAGCAGAUCCACCGCAACGGUGUCAUCUCUCCUGCGACAGCGAUGGCCUUCCGCCCGGUGGCGUCCCCCAACAGGUACAUGCGGCAAUGCGAUGAGGAGAGCGGCCGCGAGCGUGGCAACCCUGGCGAGAUCUGCUCCUCCAGCGGCCCCUUCGAUAUCCCUCCCAAGAACGCCCCCAUAGAGCGGCUCCGGAGAUGGAGACAAGCGGCACUUGUGCUGAAUGCUUCUCGCAGGUUUAGAUAUACUCUGGAUUUGAAGAAGGAGGAAGAAAAGGACCAAAUAAGGAGAAAAAUUCGUGCACAUGCUCAAGUCAUAAGGGCAGCGUUUCUUUUCAAAGAGGCUGGGGAAAGGGAGCGCCCAGGCACGCCGGGAAGCUUACCAAAACUUCCAACUGAUGGUUUUGGCAUUGGAGAGGAGCAGCUUACUUUAGUGACAAGGAAUCAUGAUUAUUCUGCUCUACAAGAAUAUGGCGGGGUUAAAGGGCUGUCAAAUUUGUUAAAAACCAAUUUAGACAGGGGAAUUAGUAAAGAUGAUGCUGAAUUAUUACGUAGGAGGAACGCAUUUGGGGCCAACACUUAUCCUCGAAAAAAAGGAAGAAGUUUUUUGAUUUUUCUAUGGGAAGCUUGUCAAGACUUAACCCUUGUCAUCCUUAUGAUAGCUGCGGUAAUAUCAUUGGUAUUGGGCAUGAAGACAGAGGGUGUUAAAGAAGGAUGGUAUGAUGGUGGAAGCAUUGCCUUUGCUGUUAUUCUUGUCAUACUUGUUACAGGUAUCUGAUUUUUCAUUCAUCAAGUUAUUGUAACACCAGUUACCUUGUUUCAGUAUAAACUAGUGCUUUAUUUCAGUUUAAACCAUCUAGCC
Messenger RNA from Phoenix dactylifera (date palm), 1252 nucleotides. Lineage: Eukaryota; Viridiplantae; Streptophyta; Magnoliopsida; Arecales; Arecaceae. The record is from RefSeq and is a predicted model, not a curated record.